Messenger RNA from Harmonia axyridis, 704 nucleotides. It is a transcript of the gene mRpL49, whose product is annotated as probable 39S ribosomal protein L49, mitochondrial. NCBI's taxonomy places the organism in Eukaryota, Metazoa, Arthropoda, Insecta, Coleoptera, Coccinellidae. The transcript has 2 exons. Gene Ontology annotation, molecular function: structural constituent of ribosome. The coding region runs from base 123 to 653 and encodes 176 amino acids. Gene Ontology annotation, biological process: translation. Gene Ontology annotation, cellular component: mitochondrial large ribosomal subunit; ribosome. The record is from RefSeq and is a predicted model, not a curated record.
UACCUGGGUAAAUUAUCAAAUUAAUCUCAAAUUUGAGGUUACCAAAAUCCAAAUAUAACGAAACUGAAAACCGAAGACUUCUUAUUGGAUCUUUAUUGAAACGAUUUUUGAGUAGAAUUCCAAUGGAAAUGUUAUUGAAAAGUUCACAAUCUCUCCUUCGAGUUUGUAGUAAAAAUAUUGGUUCAAGUUUGUAUAAACCAGUUCGUUUUAACAGUUAUCUCAGUUCUGAAUUGAUCCAAAAUGCACAGAUUAAAACAAAAUAUGAAAUUAGUAGAUCCCCUGAAGAGUGGAAAUAUGUUGAAAGAAUUUUGCCACCAUUAACUGUUCCCAAGCUGGUACCAAGGGAAGAAUUCCAUUCCGAGUUCAAACCACCUUCUGAUAGUUCCGAAAAUCAUCCUUAUUUCAUUUCAAGAACCAAAAAUCAUAUGAUACCAGUAUAUUUGCAUUUAAGGCAGAGGGGUAUUAGAAAAUUUACUUUUGUUCGCAAAAUUCAAGGUGACAUAUGGUUAUUAGGUGAAGAAAUUGAAAAAUUUAUUCAACCUAUGAGUAAAAAACCCAUAAGGAUGCAAAUCAAUGAAUUUACUGGAAAUAUAAUAAUAAAUGGGGAUUAUGUUAAUGCAAUUAAAUAUUGGCUUCAAGCUAAAGGUUUUUAAUGAACACUUAUUGUAUGUACAUAUUUAAAAUAAAAUAUUUAUAUAGAUGAA